Cucurbita pepo subsp. pepo (vegetable marrow) is the source of this 748-nucleotide messenger RNA. RefSeq lists its product as uncharacterized. Gene Ontology annotation, cellular component: ribonucleoprotein complex; nucleolus. Gene Ontology annotation, biological process: ribosome biogenesis. The record is from RefSeq and is a predicted model, not a curated record. NCBI's taxonomy places the organism in Eukaryota, Viridiplantae, Streptophyta, Magnoliopsida, Cucurbitales, Cucurbitaceae. Gene Ontology annotation, molecular function: RNA binding.
CGAGAAUUUACCGGUAGCUCUUAAACCCUAAUUCCUUUUCUUCAAAAUCUGCUGUGUUAAAACCCUACCGUUCUUCUUCGAUCUAAAAUGACAGGAGAAGCGGUGAAUCCCAAAGCCUAUCCUUUGGCUGAUGCGCAGCUUACUAUUACUAUUCUUGAUCUUGUUCAGCAAGCUGCUAACUACAAGCAGCUAAAGAAGGGCGCGAAUGAAGCUACUAAGACGCUGAAUAGAGGGAUUUCGGAGUUUGUAGUGAUGGCUGCGGACACUGAGCCGCUUGAAAUUCUUCUCCAUCUUCCCUUGUUGGCGGAAGAUAAGAAUGUGCCGUAUGUAUUUGUCCCUUCAAAGCAAGCUCUUGGCCGAGCAUGCGGAGUCACGAGACCUGUAAUAGCGUGUUCUGUAACAACAAACGAAGGAAGCCAAUUGAAAUCCCAGAUACAGCAACUGAAGGAUGCCAUUGAGAAGCUGUUGAUCUGAAAUGUUAUAUUCUAUAUGGCAUUCGGUAUGAUGGGCUUCUUUGAUCGUCAUGGUCGCUGCUCUUGAGGCUUUGACUGAAGUUGUUGUGCAAUUAGGGAAAAAGAAUAUCUUUGGUAUUGACCUAUAUAUUGAGUUUCUUUUUCUUUUUUCUUUUUUUUCUUCUUUUUUUCUAAUUUUGUUUCCAUUAAGAGUGGGACAAAACACUCAUACAAUUUUAAUGCACGGUUUAUUAUGCUAAUUUUACCACCUUUAUCCUCGUGAGUUUACUGUUGAA